This is a messenger RNA of Dicentrarchus labrax (European seabass), 1443 nucleotides long. Its product is annotated as histone H2A-like. Gene Ontology annotation, molecular function: structural constituent of chromatin; DNA binding; protein heterodimerization activity. The record is from RefSeq and is a predicted model, not a curated record. Lineage: Eukaryota; Metazoa; Chordata; Actinopteri; Moronidae. The transcript has a single exon. Gene Ontology annotation, cellular component: nucleosome. Bases 43 to 432 code for a protein of 129 amino acids.
GAGGUAUUCAGUUUUUCGGUAAACUAAACAAGCAACUUAAACAUGUCUGGAAGAGGAAAGGUCGGUGGCGGAAAAGUGAGGGCGAAGGCAAAGACUCGCUCCUCCCGUGCUGGACUCCAGUUCCCCGUCGGCCGUGUCCACAGGCUGCUGAGGAAGGGAAACUACGCUCAGCGUGUCGGUGCCGGAGCUCCGGUGUACCUGGCCGCCGUGCUGGAGUACCUCACCGCUGAGAUCCUGGAGUUGGCCGGAAACGCCGCCCGUGACAACAAGAAGACCAGAAUCAUCCCCCGCCAUCUGCAGCUGGCCGUCCGCAACGACGAGGAGUUGAACAAACUGCUCGGUGGAGUCACCAUCGCUCAGGGAGGCGUCCUGCCCAACAUCCAGGCCGUCCUGCUGCCCAAGAAGACCGAGAAGGCCGUCAAGGCAAAAUAAAUCUUCAUCAACAGAAACAACACAACGGCUCUUUUAAGAGCCACCCACCUUCUUCUACAGAGCAAACUCCAAACAACUUAUCUUUAUCAAAAUGUAUAGGUCUUUACUAAAUGUAGAUAUUUACAUUUUAAUCACAAUUCAUACAAAUGAAAUUAAACCUUCACACACAUGCAACUAAUUGUGUAACAGUGACAUCUGCUGUUUACUCAAAGCAGCUUGUGGCGCCAAAACGAGACAAUAGAGCCAUGAGUUUAUAUUUUUAUAGGUUUUUUUUCUUAAACAUUAAUCACUAGUUCUUUAUGAAUUUCCCCUUGAGAAUGAACCAUUUUUGUUACAUGAGCCUUACAGGUGACAACAAGGCUGCAUCUACGAUUCAUGACAUCUACAGUUUAUAUAGUCCUAUUUACAAAGAUUAAACUAUCAAAUGUUACACUUUAAAAAUAGCAUAAAUAUAAAAGGCAUGAAAGCAGUGAUUAAUCACACAAUAAUACAUAAAGCAAUAAGGAACAACAAGGUGAAGAGAGAUACUAGCUACUUUACAUUAUGCUCGGUAAAAAACAGAAACACAUUUGUAUUGAAUGUUUUAUUUAUAUUUGGAACCAGUUUAACCGUCUCACCAUGCUCGAUUCUCAGUGUUAUUACCAAAAUCAGAUGUUUAUUGGUUGUAUUCAACACAUACAGGAUAUAAAAUAAUCCCAUUAUUAUGUCUUUUAUUGAUAUAUGUAAAAAAAAUAAAACAGGAACGAAAGGAAUCACCUGUUAUUCAGGAGCCAACUCGUUAAUAUUUAGUAAUAUAUUGACCAAUGAUGAAUUAAUUAAUUACUGUUGACAGGGAGUAAUAAUAAUUAGAAGUAAAGUAAUACUUUUUUUUUUUAGUAUUGAGUAACUAGCCCAACACAGUAACAUACCGGAUGGACAACUUCUCUGUAUUUAAUCACUUUAUUGCUUAUUAUACAGUUGUUUGUGUUGUUUUUUAAUGUGAAAUCUCAAUAAAGUUUAAUAAAUAAGAAA